Molecule: messenger RNA, 3162 nt
Organism: Heterostelium album PN500
Lineage: Eukaryota; Evosea; Eumycetozoa; Acytosteliales; Acytosteliaceae
Gene: forG
Product: actin binding protein
Exons: 2
Coding region: 1-3162 (1053 amino acids)
Biological process (GO): actin filament network formation; cortical actin cytoskeleton organization
Cellular component (GO): cytoplasm; cytoskeleton
Molecular function (GO): actin filament binding
Source: RefSeq, a predicted model, not a curated record
AUGGGUGGAGCUGGUGUUGCCUCGACUGCUGGUGGUUCCGGUGGUUUGGCAGGAUCGCUCAGUGCCUCGAUGACUAUGGGCAAACGUGCAUCCACACACAUCGGAAAUCAAGCACAGAAUCUGACGAAAACCUAUCAACUCGAUGAGAAAUCGAGUUACUCCACUGUGUUUCUUGCGAUCUGUCAGUUGUUUGGAAUCAGCAAAGAGAUGUCCGGUGAAUAUGUCCUGCAGAUCGACUCGACCAAGAAGUACUUGAAUUGGCCACACGAAGCCGACGAAAGCAAGACCAAACCAAUCGUUAAGUUCUUGGUGGAGUCUGGUGAGAGUUCACUGCUGCUCAAGCUGAAUCCAAACUACCGGGCAGAGUGUUGGGUGAAUGCGAUGCACUCUACCGACGGCAGCAGCAGUGAGAAAGACAUCAUAUUCCACUUGAAAUUCAAGUUGGCCGAGCCAGAGUUUGCCGAGUCGUUUAUCAAACUCGGUGGAAUGGAUGGAAUUCUGAGGAUGGUAACAUCGGCGCGUGGAAACACUCAGACCUAUGCACUUGGCACGCUCCGUGCUUGCUUGGAGUAUGUCAGCGGUAUGGACGUCAUCACCAAGACACCGGCGCUAAUCAAGCAGUUGUUCUCGUUGAUCGAUUCUCCGGUGGUCGGUGUCUGUCGUGGUUCACUCGAGUUGCUGUUUGUACUGUGCAGUUUCCGUGGUGAGGAAGGUUUCCAAUCGGUUCAUCUCGCUGCCAAGUCGACGGCACAGACGGCCAACUCUAAACCAUACGCCAACCUGGUGAGAUUAUUGGAUGCCGGUGAUCUAGAGACUAAAAUCAAUGCAUUUACACUUCUCAAUGUGUUGUUAGACACCUGUCCAGAGGAAAAGAAUGAGAAACUCGUCAAAAAGUGGGGAGAUCUUGGAUUGCAUGACAAGUUGCGUUCACUCGUCGAGAUUCAACACAAGGAAUUCCAGAUUCAAUUGGAACUAUACGAAGAUAAUGCAGGUAUAAAACUCAGAACUAAAGCAUCGAGAUUGGAAGAGAUUUGCAAACGUUUGAAAGCACGUCUAAACGACUAUGAAGCACAACAACCAUUGAUAGCAAUUCUCAAAGAAGAACUCAAACUUAAUCAACAUCUAAUUAAAGAAGCAUCAAAUGAUAGAUUGUUUUUAAAUUCACACCCAGUACAAAGAUUCUUGGGACCAUUAAAUUCAAGUUAUCCAGUUGAUUUAUCAUUUUUAAGAACAACAGUUGUAGAACGUGAAAGAAUAGCAGAGUUUGAAAAGAAAAUUAAUAUGUUGGCGGAACAACUGAAGCAGGAGUUGAAACAAUCGGAAGAGUUUAAGAAUCAAGUUAUUACCAAUAAGAAAGCAUAUGAUACAGCGAUAUCAGAGAUGAAUGAAGAGAAUCAGAGAUUGACACACGCAGAGAUCAAGUCUAAAUUGGAAAUCGAUCAAAUGAAAUCAAAGUUGUCGUCACUCGAACAACAGGCCGGUACAGUGGAUGGCGACAUUGUAGCACUCUACAAAGAAGCGCAAUUGGAGAUUCAGAGAUUGCGACUGUGUAUCGAUGAAGGACUACCACCAAGACAAGCGAUCAUCGGUGAAUCUCUGGCAGAUGGAUUGAUGAAUCAACCCGACAAAGUGUCACUGCUCACCACACCACCACCUUCGCCAACGGUUGGUCCACUCGAUGAAACAUCGGUUGGACUGGCUGCACCUGAAGGUGGUCCUCCACCUCCUCCACCUCCUCCCCCUGGCGGACUGGGUGGCGGUCCUCCUCCCCCACCUCCACCACCUCCCCCCGGUGGAGGAAAGAAGGGUGCGCCCGCUGGUCCAGCUGCGAUCCAACCCACCAAGCCAGUAAUCAACCCAUCAACUAAAAUGAAGCCAUUAUAUUGGAAACGUGUAAUUCUACCACCCUCUGGUAGAACCGAAUCACUUUGGGAUCAAGUUUUGGAACCAACUUUUAAUUCACAGGAUUUCGAGGAGUUGUUUUGUCAAAAGAAGAAAGCAACAACCUCCUUUGAGAAAUCAGAUAUGGACGGUGAGAAUGCCGGCGCCGCUCCAACCAAGGAGGAAAAGAUCAAGCUGGUCAGUUUAAUCGAUAUUAAGAAAUCAAAUUCUAUUGCUUUUAUGUUGGCCAAGUUGCCACCAGUCGACCAACUAAAGACGAUGAUUGACAAUUUCGAUGGCACCAAACUCGAUAAGGAAAUUCUAAAGACACUGCUCUCCAACGUUCCAGAGGAGGCAGACUAUCAAAUGAUAAAGGCAAGCGAGUUGCCACCAGCGAAAUUGGAUCGUCCCGAGCGAUGGAUUCUCGAGAUGUACGGAACACCGGCACUCAAAGAACGACUGCGAUGCUGGUUGUUCAAGCUGGAACUACCAGAGCAGCUGACAGCGAUUAAAUCGACACUGGAGAGUCUAUCGACCGCAGUAUCGACAACCAAGAAUUGCGAGAAUCUACGGCGUAUUUUCGGUAUUGUAUUGGUACUUGGUAACUACAUGAAUGGUGGAUCGAAUCGUGGACAGGCCGAUGGUUUCCAACUGGAGAUUCUCGAUAACUUGUCGACAACCAAAGACAUUGAGAACAAGAUGACUCUACUCGACUAUGUUUGCAAGAUGGCAUUAGAUAAAUACCCAAAGGCAGCUGGACUAGCAGACGAAUUGGAACCACUGCGUUCCGUUCAAAUGUCGAUCCAAGAUAUCGCUGCAGACAUUGGUGAGCUGGACGGAUCACUCACCCAAGUGAAAGCAGCAAUGACCAAAGCCGUAGAGCAACUAAAGAAUAAUGAAAAGCUGGAUCGUCUCAUGGGUACGUUCUUGGAGGAAUCAGAGUCAUCGAUCAAGAAGCUCAAGGAACAACAGAAAUCGGUAGUCGAGUCAUUCCACACACUCAUUGAAUUCUUUGGAUAUCCAAAGUCUGCAGCAUCCACUGUAACAUGUCAACAAUUUUUCGGAGCAAUCUUUGCGUUUGCCUGUCAAUUCAGCAAGGUAUUCCAAAAGAUCGAAAGAGAAAGCAAACAAAACAAAACGAAUCAAACCAAUUUGGGUGCUGGUGAAGGUAAAAAGAUUGCCGGUGGUAAUGACCCUCUGGCGGCAUUGGCCAACGCAAUCAAGAUGGGUCAAGGUGGUCUCAGAAAGAAACCAAACGCAUCAUUACUCAAUGUAAAUUAA